This is a messenger RNA of Toxorhynchites rutilus septentrionalis, 375 nucleotides long. RefSeq lists its product as uncharacterized. Bases 1 to 375 code for a protein of 124 amino acids. The transcript has a single exon. The record is from RefSeq and is a predicted model, not a curated record. NCBI's taxonomy places the organism in Eukaryota, Metazoa, Arthropoda, Insecta, Diptera, Culicidae.
AUGGAGGAAAAGUACUUUCAAGCAAAAGCAGGUUUGGUUUCUAAAUUACGACCUGCUACUCCCGUCGCUUCCACAUGUCCCGCAGUAGCUCGUGAGGCACCUGGCCCUAACAACGUGAAGCUUCCCACCAUUACCCUUCCCGAGUUUGAUGGCGACUUCAACAACUGGUUGACAUUUCAUGACACGUUCCGAUCCAUGAUACACUCAUCCACGGAAAUUUCUUUUGUUCAGAAAUUUCAUUAUUUACGAGCAUCGCUGAAAGGAGAAGCUGCCAAUCUGAUCCAGUCUAUUACGAUUACCGCUAACAACUACACCGUCGCUUGGGACACAUUGGUUCAACGUUACUCGAACAAGGCCCUACUGCGUAAGAAGUAA